AUGCAAAACAAGGUUUCAAGUUUGACUGAAAAAGAAAUUGAGGAGUUUCUGAACACUAUUGAUGUUAUAGAUGAGGAAGGCAGUGAUGACGUGGUCUCAACGGAUGAUGAAGAUAUAGAUGACGGUAUCAGUUUGGUUGACAAAUUCAGUUUUGGCUGUGGCGAACUGGGCAUAAGUGUAUCAGAUCUAAAUUUAACUUUGGUUACGCCUACAGCUUCCGUAGCCAGGGAAGAAUCAAGUGUAAAUUUACAUGGUGACAGUACACCACCAGCUCCUCCAAAAAGGCUUAAGACGUGCGCAGGGGAUUGCUACCAAAUUGGCUCCAAAGAACCUGAAUUGUAUGCAAAAGGGAGCAAGGAUCCAAGCAAAUUUGCUGCUCUCACUGCUGCGUCUACUCCUGCUGCUGGCGCUGAUGUUGUUGCUGAAAAGAAAGAAGAACUAAAAAAGAAAGAAUCAGAAUCCGAAAAAGACGACGAUAUGGGUCUCGGUCUCUUCGAUUAA
Molecule: messenger RNA, 501 nt
Organism: Anastrepha ludens (Mexican fruit fly)
Lineage: Eukaryota; Metazoa; Arthropoda; Insecta; Diptera; Tephritidae
Exons: 2
Coding region: 1-501 (166 amino acids)
Source: RefSeq, a predicted model, not a curated record